GAAAUGGAGGCUUGAGCUCCACCUCCACCUCCUCCACCUCCAACCCCCGAUCCCCCGCAAACCCUAGCCCUCUCCCCCACCCUCCUCGCCGGCGGCGAGCGGCGGCGGCGCGCGGCGGGACCCGGAGCCCCCAGUAGCGCCUCCUCCGUCCUCCCCUCCCUGAGGUGCGGGGGAGAGGAUGCCGUCGUCGCACGGGGAUCUGGACCGGCAGAUCGCGCAGCUGCGGGAGUGCAAGCACCUGGCGGAGGGGGAGGUGAGGGCGCUGUGCGAGCAGGCGAAGGCCAUCCUCAUGGAGGAGUGGAACGUGCAGCCGGUGCGGUGCCCCGUCACGGUCUGCGGCGACAUCCACGGCCAGUUCUACGACCUCAUCGAGCUCUUCCGCAUCGGCGGCGAGGCGCCCGACACCAACUACCUCUUCAUGGGCGACUACGUCGACCGUGGCUACUACUCAGUGGAGACUGUUUCGUUGUUGGUGGCUUUGAAAGUACGCUACAGAGAUCGAAUUACAAUAUUGAGAGGAAAUCAUGAGAGCAGACAAAUCACUCAAGUGUACGGCUUCUACGAUGAAUGCUUGAGAAAGUAUGGAAAUGCAAAUGUAUGGAAAUACUUUACAGACUUGUUUGAUUAUUUGCCUCUCACAGCUCUUAUAGAAAACCAGGUGUUCUGCCUUCACGGUGGUCUCUCUCCAUCAUUGGAUACUUUAGAUAACAUCCGUGCUCUUGAUCGUAUACAAGAGGUUCCUCAUGAAGGACCCAUGUGUGAUCUUUUGUGGUCUGACCCAGAUGACAGAUGCGGGUGGGGAAUUUCACCGAGAGGAGCAGGUUAUACAUUUGGGCAAGAUAUCGCUCAACAGUUUAACCAUACAAAUGGUCUAUCUCUCAUCUCAAGGGCACAUCAACUUGUAAUGGAAGGAUUUAAUUGGUGUCAGGACAAGAAUGUUGUGACGGUCUUCAGUGCACCAAACUACUGUUAUCGCUGUGGUAACAUGGCUGCAAUUCUUGAGAUUGGCGAAAACAUGGAUCAGAACUUCCUCCAAUUUGAUCCAGCUCCUCGGCAAAUUGAACCAGACACAACACGCAAGACUCCCGACUACUUUUUGUAAUUUGUGGUGUUGACAAUUUUAACUCACCUGUGUUGAUGCUCCUCUCCUCCGCGGUGUCGGGGUCUGUAGAUCUUCUGUCCUUAGAUACGGGUUCCACGAGCCCGGCUGUAUGUCUCUCAAUUCUUUUGUUUGGAGAUUUUGUUGCUGCUUCUCAACCUUUAUACAAGACGUUAAAAGUUACAUGCACUGGAUUUUUUUCUCCUUAUGUACUUCCAUUUUGUAUUAUUGGUAGACAGUGAAGGGAAGCUGCAUUAGGAUCGCCCCUAUUAAUAUUUUUUUCGGUCUUCACAGGGAUGCAAUGCCUGAUGUGCUCACAGCAUGACCGAAUAAAUUAUCUCCAGAUGGGAAGAUAGUUCUCGUCUUCGGGCUUUCAGCAAUGAUCCCCCAUCAGAUUUGCUUUGUUUGUAAUUUGGGUCAGCGUGUUGUAAUGAGUUGUAUGUUUCAUGUUCAUAGCUGGCAAGGAUCCUUUUAGCUGGGUGCCCUACUAA
Oryza sativa Japonica Group (Japanese rice) is the source of this 1590-nucleotide messenger RNA. NCBI's taxonomy places the organism in Eukaryota, Viridiplantae, Streptophyta, Magnoliopsida, Poales, Poaceae. The record is from RefSeq and is a predicted model, not a curated record.